ACCCCUUUUUCUCACUCUCUCCAGAAGCUCCAGAUGGCGUCUUCUGUGGGCAACGUGGCCGACAGCACAGAACCAACGAAACGUAUGCUUUCCUUCCAAGGGUUAGCUGAGUUGGCACAUCGAGAAUAUCAGGCAGGAGAUUUUGAGGCAGCUGAGAGACACUGCAUGCAGCUGUGGAGACAAGAGCCAGACAAUACUGGAGUACUUUUAUUACUUUCAUCUCUACACUUCCAGUGUCAAAGGCUGGACAGAUCUGCCCACUUUAGUACUCUGGCAAUUAAACAGAACCCUCUUCUGGCAGAAGCCUAUUCGAAUUUGGGGAAUGUGUACAAGGAAAGAGGGCAGUUGCAGGAAGCGAUUGAGCAUUACCGGCAUGCAUUGCAUCUCAAACCAGAUUUCAUCGAUGGUUAUAUUAACCUGGCAGCCGCUUUGGUAGCAGCAGGCGACAUGGAAGGGGCAGUACAAGCUUACGUCUCUGCUCUUCAGUGCAAUCCUGAUUUGUACUGUGUUUGCAGUGACCUGGGGAACCUGCUCAAAGGCUUGGGUCGCUUGGAAGGAGCCAAGGCAUGUUAUUUGAAAGCAAUGGAGACGCAACCGAACUUUGCAGUAGCUUGGAGUAAUCUUGGCUGUGUUUUCAAUGCACAAGGGGAGAUUUGGCUUGCAAUUCAUCACUUUGAAAAGGCUGUCACCCUUGACCCCAAUUUUCUGGAUGCUUAUAUCAAUUUAGGAAAUGUCUUGAAAGAGGCACGGAUUUUUGACAGAGCUGUGGCAGCUUACCUUUGUGCCCUAAGCUUGAGCCCAAAUCAUGCAGUGGUACGUGCCAACCUGGCUUGUGUAUACUAUGAGCAAGGCCUGAUAGAUCUGGCAAUAGACACCUGCAGGCGAGCUAUUGAAUUGCAACCACAUUUCCCUGAUGCUUACUGCAACCUAGCCAACGCUCUGGAAGAGAAGGGCAGUGUUGCCGAAGCAGAAGAGUGUUAUAAUACAGCUCUGCGGCUGUGUCCCACCCAUGCAGACUCUCUGAAUAACCUAGCCAAUAUCAAAGGAGACCAGGGAAACAUUGAAGAGGCAGUUCGCUUGUAUUGUAAAGCAUUAGAAGUCUUCCCAGAGUUUGCUGUUGCCCAUUCAAAUUUAGCAAGUGUAUUGCAGCAGCAGGGAAAACUGCAGGAAGCUCUGAUGCAUUAUAAGGAGGCUGUUCGAAUCAGUCCUACCUUUGCUGAUGCCUAUUGUAACAUGGGAAACACUCUAAAGGAGAUGCAGGAUGUUCAGGGAGCCUUGCAGUGUUAUACUCGUGCCAUUCAGAUUAACCCUGCACUUGCGGAUGCCCACAGCAAUCUGGCUUCCAUCCACAAGUAUUCAGGGAAUAUUCCAGAAGCAAUUGCUUCUUAUCGCACUGCUCUGAAGCUUGAACCUGAUUUUCCUGACGCUUAUUGUGAUUUGGCUCAUUGCCUGCAGAUUGUCUGUGAUUGGACAGACUAUGAUGAGCGAAUAAAGAAGUUGGUCAGCAUUGUGGCUGACCAGCUGGAGAAGAAUAGGUUGCCUUCUGUGCAGCCUCAUCAUAGUAUGCUCUAUCCUCUUUCUCAUGGCUUCAGAAAGGUUCUCAUGGCUGAGAGCCAUGGGAACCUCUGCUUGGAUGAGAUCAGUGCCCUUCAUAAACCACCGUACGAACAUCCAAAAGACUUGAAGCUCAGUGAUGGUCGACUGCGUGUAGGAUACGUGAGUUCUGACUUUGGGAAUCAUCCUACUUCUCAUCUUAUGCAGUCUAUUCCAGGCAUGCACAAUCCUGAUAAAUUUGAGGUAUUCUGUUAUGCCCUGAGCCCAGAUGAUGGCACAAACUUCCGAGCAAAGGUGAUGGCAGAAGCCCAUCAUUUCAUUGAUCUUUCUCAGAUUCCAUGCAAUGGGAAAGCAGCUGAUCACAUCCAUCAAGAUGGUAUACACAUCCUUGUAAAUAUGAAUGGUUAUACCAGGGGUGCUCGAAAUGAACUCUUUGCUCUCAGGCCAGCUCCUAUUCAGGCAAUGUGGCUGGGCUACCCUGGGACUAGUGGCGUGCUUUUCAUGGAUUAUAUCAUCACUGAUCAGGAAACUUCACCUGCUGAAGUUGCUGAGCAGUAUUCUGAGAAACUGGCUUAUAUGCCCCAUACUUUCUUUAUUGGUGAUCAUGCCAAUAUGUUCCCUCACCUGAAGAAGAAGGCAGUCAUCGAUUUUAAGUCCAAUGGGCACAUUUAUGACAAUCGGAUUGUGCUGAAUGGCAUCGACCUCAAAGCAUUUCUUGAUAGUCUCCCAGAUGUGCAGAUUGUCAAGAUGAAAUGUCCUGAUGGAGGAGACAACGCAGACAGAAGUAAUACGGCUCUUAAUAUGCCUGUCAUUCCUAUGAAUACUAUUGCAGAGGCAGUUAUUGAAAUGAUUAACAGAGGACAAAUUCAGAUAACAAUUAAUGGAUUCAGUCUUAGCAAUGGACUGGCAACUACCCAGAUCAACAUUAAGGCUGCCACUGGAGAGGAGGUUCCCCGUACCAUUAUUGUAACCACCCGUUCUCAGUACGGGUUACCGGAAGAUGCCAUUGUGUACUGUAACUUCAAUCAGUUAUAUAAAAUUGACCCAUCUACUUUGCAGAUGUGGGCAAAUAUUCUGAAGCGUGUUCCCAAUAGCGUACUGUGGCUGUUGCGUUUUCCAGCAGUAGGAGAACCUAACAUUCAACAGUAUGCACAAAAUAUGGGCCUUCCCCAGAAGCGUAUCAUUUUUUCACCUGUUGCUCCUAAAGAGGAACAUGUUCGGAGAGGCCAGCUGGCUGAUGUCUGCUUGGACACUCCACUCUGUAAUGGACACACCACAGGGAUGGAUGCCCUUUGGUCAGGGACACCCGUGGUGACUAUGCCAGGAGAGACUCUUGCUUCCCGAGUUGCAGCUUCCCAGCUCACUUGUUUAGGCUGUCUUGAGCUUAUUGCUCAAAAUAGACAAGAAUAUGAAGACAUAGCUGUGAAACUGGGAACUGAUCUAGAAUACCUGAAGAAAAUUCGUGGCAAAGUCUGGAAGCAGAGAACAUCUAGCCCUCUGUUCAACACCAAACAAUACACAAUGGACCUAGAGCGGCUCUAUCUACAGAUGUGGGAGCAUUACGCAGCUGGCAACAAACCUGAUCACAUGAUUAAGCCUGUUGAAGUCACUGAGUCGGCCUAAAUAAUGACUGUGUGCACAGGAGAAUUACCCUGUACCUGAGCCUCAACCUUCUGGGGGAAAGGGAACUACUUUUUCCUUAUCUGUACAAUACCAUGCUGCAGAUGGGUGACAGUCAAUGAUAAGAAAUAGCACAGCCAGACUUGCUUCCUGCAUGAUCAUGAUCACGAUAGGGAGAGACACAAGAGAUGGGAAACUGCUGUUGCACAAGGAGUCUCCAUAGAAUUUUGCAGCAGCCAGGUGUCUGGAAGGUCUGGAAGUGAGUCCUGUUCUACCUUUUUCUUUCAGCAGAAAUGAAAUCCCAGGUAAGUAUAAGUAUUCAAAUAUUUGAUCAGUAAGUCACAGUUAUCUCCAGUACAUUAAAUAACUUUCAUCAAAAAACAUGUUAUAGGUAAAAAGCUCUGAAGGACCAGCUAUGUAUAUGAUAAUUAUGUUUCAGACCUUCUAGGGUAUUAUAGAUAAUAACUUGUCUUCUGGAUGUGGUCUUGAAGUCUUUAUGGAUUCAGUCUCAGUAGUAGCGAACUGCACUGCUACUUGGUUUGGAGUACAAAUUAGACUUUAGCCCUCCUGGAGGUUGAGUUUUUGGUAUUGAAAACCAUAGGAAUGAAAUUAUUGUAUUUCAACAAAGGAUAGAGGCCUUGAGGCUUAAACAAGGCAACAUACGUGUGGGAAGCAGUCAGCCUUGAGGGCAGGUAAGGACAUGCCAGGCAUGCGGCCGCUGCUCGAAGGGACUGUCCCUACUUGUUCCCCUCCUUGUUCCAUUCCAUGGGAGAUAAAUCACCAGGGCCCAGAGGUCAGAAAGAAUGUAAAAUGAGACAAGCAAAGCUAUCUCCCCCCUGCACAUGCAGGUUAUUUUUGAUGCUUCUGGGUUUAUGGGUUUCCUCCCAGGGAAGUUAACCUUGAGCCGAGACAGUCUGUAGAUAAUGUAAACCACCAUCUGGCAACCUUCCGAUUUCUAGGCUAGAUAAUCUGCAACUGUAGCAUAAUAAAAUUUGCCUUGCAACCAUCAGUUGUCUUGGUCCUUCUGACCCCAUGCGUCGGUGCUACUUCAGUUCCUUACCCCUUCCCUUCUGACCCUGGGCGGUGAGAUCCUCUUUCUCCGGCUGGUCCGCGGCAAGUGGCACUCGAACAGGGACCUGAAGCAUGAAGGCAAUUAAAAGAAAAAGAAAGUGCAGGCAACAGCCUGUUCCUCAUGUACCUUUGGAUUUUACGGACGGUUCUUCUUCAGGAGUGGCUACUGUAAUCAUUGACGACGGAACAAACCUCAUUAAAGAAACUUCCUUGACUUCAGCUCAACGUGUUGAACUGUAUGCUGUCAUUAUGUCUUCUAAACAUUUGCCUUCUAUAUCUUUUAAUUUGUUUUCUGAUAGUAAAUAUCUUAUUAGCUUGUGAUUUCUUCUGGAGACUGCGAGCAUAGGACAUACUAAUGACCCUGAAUUAUCAUCCUCUUUUCGUUUGCUUCAACAGCUUAUUCGUUCCCAUGAUGGUCCUGUCGCAGGUCUGUAUAUCCGUGCUCAUUCUAACUUGCCUGGUCCAUUGACUAAACUUAAUGCGACUGCAGACGUUUUAACUCGAUCUAAACGUGAUCUUUAUCCUGUACAUUUUCCUCCCAAGAAUAGAGUUGAAGUUACUCCUCCUCCUCAAUCUCUUUUCCCUAAAGCAGGACAUGUCCCAAUUUACCGUACUCCUCCUUUCCGUUCGUCAUGCUGUCAAGAAUGGCUAAUAUACUGCAUUCAUUAUCUCCAUACUCUUGAUACUCAUGGUCCAUGUCCUGGACACCCUCAUAUUAUGGUAAGUUAUGAUCAAACUGCUUCACAAGCAGCACAGCAGUUGCACGCUUUACACCGUCAGUCAGCGGCUACAUUACACACACAAUUUUCCCUUAGUGGUGAAGCCGCCCCACAAAUUGUGAAGCAAUGCCCACAAUGCUUACCUCACCUUCCUGUUCCACAUUAUGUUGUUAAUCCUCGUGGAUUAUUACCUAGACAUUUAUGGCAAAUGGAUGUUACUCAUAUCCCGUCUUUUGGGAAAUUACAGUUUGUUCAUGUCACUAUCGAUACUUAUUCUGGUUUCCUCUGUGCUACAGCACAGACCAGAGAAGCUACUAAACAUGUUAUCACUCAUUUAUUACACUGUUUUGCUUUCAUGAACCUUCCCAAAAUUAUUAAAACAGAUAAUGGGCCCGCUGCUUUUGCAACAUUUUGUAAUUCAUUACAAAAUUACCCAUAUUACAGGCAUUCCAUAUAACCCUCAAGGACAAGGUAUUAUAGAACGUGCAAAUAGAUCUUUAAAGCUAACUAUUGCAAAAAUAAAAAGGGGGGAAUUGUAUAGAACAGCGCCACAUAACCUUAUAAAUGAUGCUCUGUUUAUUUUAAAUGUUCUCACUGUUGACAAAUUUGGCUGCUCUGCAGGGGGAAGGUUGGUGGCUGAGCCAAGAUUGGCCUCUCAAUCUCCGGAGGUCCUCUGGAAAGAUCCGUUAACCAGCACUUGGCGUGGUCCUGAUCCUGUGUUGAUUUGGGGACGUGGUCACAUGUGUAUCUUUCCCAGAUCAGCGCCUGGACCUUGCUGGCUUCCUGAGCGCUUAGUCAAGCAAAUAGAUGGCUCGCCACAGCUCACCUAGUUCAGAAGAUGAAGAAGCUCUGCACCUCUCCGGAAAAUUUGACAGUGUUGAUUGAGAAAAAGAAGAAGAAGAGGAGAGCACUUGCCAGGAUGACUCAAAGGAGUGAUGUUCCAACUUGGGGACAAAUUAAACAACUGGUUUCAUGAGCUCAAGAGUCAGUGAAACAACAGAAUAAUCCUGUUACACCUGUAACUUUAUUUUUGGUUAUGUUGGCAACCAUUUCAUGUGUUCCCUCUGUUAAUGCAGCAACUUACUGGGCCUAUGUACCUUAUCCUCCACUAUUACAACCCAUAUCUUGGUCUGAAGCAGAGUUUCCUGUAUUUUACAAUGAUAAGUGUUUAUGGGCCUCUUAUUGGGAAUAUAAAACAAAUCAAUAUGUCUGUAAAUUAUACUAACUGGUUUAGUACCCAUCCUGUCUGUGUUAGCCCAUUGAAUCUGGAAACUGGAUGUGUAAAGGCUAUUAGUUAUGAGCAUACAGAUGUUUAUGAGGGAACGGAUCAAUCAAUUCGUUUGUCAGCCUCUCCAGGUAUCCUUCGUUUUACAGGAACCAACAUUACUCUUACAUGCCCGGCUACCAGCCGACGAGAGGAUCUUAAGGAUACCAUCAUUUGGUAUAAAAUGGGCAAGCUAUUAAUAUUAGAGGUCAAAUCUCAUACACCUCACCACUUAGGGAUUCCGCUAUUACUAUAACCAAGUUUACAGGUGAAGAUUCAGGAAAUUACUUCUGUAUGAAGCGUUUACUUGGAGGACAAGGGAUACUUAUAGCUGGGUAUAAGGUUACUAUGCUUAAGAGAAAAUCAAAAAAUCAAUUGCCUCCUUUUAUGACCGUUAACUUUCCUGGGUCCAGUUUUGAACAUUGCAAUGCAUCUUGGAAUAAUAACCAAAUAUGGUGUACUAUAGAUUAUACCAAGGUGUCAAUUCUUAUCUCUUCUAUUCCCAUCAUAGAUAGGUUUAUCACAUUUCAAAAGAACUGGGAUAUAUGGAAACUAGCUCUAACUUAUUCCAAUACACCUGUUAUAACUUGUGUUGCUCCUCCGUAUACACUUUUGUUUGGUUCUAUUAACAUUGGUAAUUCUUCCAAAGGAGGAUAUAAUAUUAGCUGUGUUAAUUGUAUUUUUAGCAGUUGUAUGUUCCCUUCUGCAGGAACGCAAUCUGUGCUUAUACUAAAGCAACCCAUGUAUGUUAUGGUGCCUGUACAUCUGAGAGAACCUUGGUAUGAAGAUACUGGAGUACAGGCAUGGGUGGAACUCUCUAAAGCCUUGCAGAGAAGGAGACGCUUUCUUGGGUGGUUAAUAGUAAGUUUACUUGCCUCGGCUGCUCUGUCUGCUGCCGCGGCUACUGCCGGUCUUGCUCUUUCACAGAGUAUUCAUCAUGCUCACUUUGCUAAUCAGUUAUCUCAACAUACCAGUCUUGCUUUAUCUUUACAAAGUCACAUAGAUUUACGGAUUAAUAACAAAUUAGAUGAAUUUUAAAACGCAAUUUUGGGGAGUGGAGAUCAGAUGGCAGCAUUAAAAUUGAGGAUGCGUUUAGCUUGUCAUGCAAAGUAUACAUGGAUGUGUGUUACUCCUUAAAAGUACAGUGACUGUAUUUGGGAAUGGGAAAAAGUAAAAAUGCAUCUGCUGAGUGUUUGAUCAGAUAAUAAUAUUAGUCUUGAUCUUAAGAAAUUAAAUGCUGAAAUUCAGGAUAUACAAAAUACACAUCUUGAUGAUGUUUCGCCAGACGAUGUAAUUCAAACUUUACUGGAUCAUUUAAAGUGGUUAAACCCUCAGUCUUGGAUUACUGGAAGGUUGUCAGGAUUUAUUACCCUGGCCAUAAUUUGCCUAUUAUUGAUAAUAAUCUUCUCAUGUCUGUUUCGUAUCCUCAUGCAACAGUACAGUACUCUCGGCACUAAACUUCAUGGAAUUAUUUUGCAGCAAAAGUUAAAAAAUAAAAAAGGGGGACCUGUGGGAAGCAGUCAGCCUUGAGAGCAGGUAAGGACAUGCCAGGCAUGCCGCCGCUGCUCGAAGGGACUGUCCCUACUUGUUCCCCUCCUUGUUCCAUUCCAUGGGAGAUAAAUCACCAGGGCCCAGAGAUCAGAAAGAAUGUAAAAUGAGACAAGCAAAGCUGUCUUCCCCCUGCACAUGCAGGUUAUUUUUGAUGCUUCUGGGUUUAUGGGUUUCCUCCCAGGGAAGUUAACCUUGAGCCGAGACAGUCUGUAGAUAAUGUAAACCACCAUCUGGCAACCUUCCUUUUUCUAGUCUAGAUAAUCUGCAACUGUAGCGCAAUAAAAUUUGCCUUGCAACCAUCA
Messenger RNA from Globicephala melas (long-finned pilot whale), 8081 nucleotides. Lineage: Eukaryota; Metazoa; Chordata; Mammalia; Artiodactyla; Delphinidae. The record is from RefSeq and is a predicted model, not a curated record.